AUGGCGAAGGUGAAAGGAUCAACCAGCAGCGGUUUAAAACUGUUAUAUUUUCCUGUUCUUCUAUGGAUCGUGUAUGUCGAAGUAUGUCCUUGUGCUGCCGCGUCAUCUGCUGUGUACAUGCGGGCAAAUGUUCCGAAUAAUAUUGGAGAUGCUACUUUUUUCAACGCAGGUUCAAGUUUGGAAUGUCUAAGAAUUUGUCGUAAAAUAACAGCUGGGGAACUGUUCUUGUUUACUGCUACUACUCAACCACACUGUGUAUGUUUUUCCGGAAGCUCAGUGGUCGCGACGUUUGUUGAAAACGCCAUUGGUGAUGGUGUAUAUGGAAAACUGUUGACAUCGCACCCAUCUGAUUGCCUUGACGCCUACAACGGGGGACAAACAGCUGAUGGCGUCUACAAUAUCCAGCCAUUGGGUGGCGAGCCGACGACGGCCUGGUGUGACAUGACAAAUGGCGGUUGGACUGUCAUUCAACGAAGAAUGGACGGUUCGGAGAACUUCGAGAGGCUAUGGGCGGACUACGCAGCCGGAUUUGGAAGCUGUGAAGCGGAAUAUUGGCUUGGCCUUAACAAUAUACACCUUCUUACAACUAUGUCCAGCUCGUUCAUGGUUGAACUAGAAGCGUGGCCCGGGGAAUCAGUUAUGACUCACUUUGAAACGUACAGUAACUUCAGCGUUGGAUCAGAGGCUACCAAUUUCACACUUCAUGUUGACGGCUUCGUUGAAAGCAACAACAGCUUCGUAAGUUCGUUUAUUGAUAGUCAAAGCGGACGACCAUUUUCUACAGAAGACAGAGAAGCCGAAAACUUUUUAAACAGAAACUGCUCAUGGCUUACAAGAGGACCCUGGUGGCACGCACACGACUGUUUCCCGUUGUCGCUAAAUGGGGUGUAUUUCGUCGGUGGAACCUACAACUCCACGCGUUGGUUGUACGAGGGUAUUGAGUGGUACAGACUCUGGAAGUACACCUACUCACUGAAGACAAGCGUGAUGAAAAUCAAAAGAAAUUAA
Molecule: messenger RNA, 1008 nt
Organism: Mya arenaria
Lineage: Eukaryota; Metazoa; Mollusca; Bivalvia; Myida; Myidae
Product: microfibril-associated glycoprotein 4-like
Exons: 2
Coding region: 1-1008 (335 amino acids)
Source: RefSeq, a predicted model, not a curated record